This is a messenger RNA of Glycine soja, 1224 nucleotides long. Its product is annotated as U-box domain-containing protein 28-like. Gene Ontology annotation, molecular function: ubiquitin protein ligase activity. Gene Ontology annotation, biological process: protein ubiquitination. The transcript has a single exon. Bases 1 to 1224 code for a protein of 407 amino acids. Lineage: Eukaryota; Viridiplantae; Streptophyta; Magnoliopsida; Fabales; Fabaceae. The record is from RefSeq and is a predicted model, not a curated record.
AUGGCAAAGGUAAGGGAUCAGAAGCUAUACGUGACCGUUCCGAGUCUCUUUCGGUGUCCAAUCUCCAUGGACGUCAUGCGCUCUCCCGUAAGCCUCUGCACCGGCGUCACAUACGAUCGCGCCAGCAUUCAGCGCUGGCUCGACUCAGGCCACGACACGUGUCCCGCCACCUUGCAGGUUCUUCCCUCCAAAGACUUCAUCCCCAAUCUCACGCUCCACCGCCUCAUCCGCCUCUGGCUCCUCUCCUCCUCCGCCGCCGAACCCUUCUCCCCCUCCUCCGCCGACCAUCUCCGUCCUCUCCUCCGCAAAAUCCAUACCUCCGACGACGACCUCGCCGGAACCCUCUCCAUAAUCGCCGAAUUCUCCCUAAAAUCCGGUGAGAAACGCCGGUCUCUCGCCACCUUCCCCGGCUUCGACUCUGCCCUGGUCCGCGCGCUCGCCGGAAGCAAUUCACUGAUUGACGCUGCGGAAAACUCGAUCUAUCUUCUCGAUUCGGUUUUCCGAGAAAACGGAGAGAAAAUCCGGAAGCUGAUUCUCGACGCUCGCGAAGAAUGCUUUAGUUCGAUGGUGUUUGUUCUGAGAAACGGAUCUAUGAAAUCGAAGAUUGAAACAGUUAGGAUUUUGGAGUUUCUCUCGUGCGAUUUUCAGUCUUCGAAAUUGGUCGCGGAGACGCGAGGAUUGUUGCCGUUGGUGGCGAGUUUUUUGAAAGACGGUGUAGAGGAGCUAAACGAUGCCGUUUUGUCUCUGCUCGGCGUCGUUUCGGUGACUCACUCCGCGAAGAUGGAACUCGUUAGUUCCGGAAUCGUUGAAGUGGUUACGAAAUUGCUGCGAGCGUGUUCGGCGGCGACGGCGGAGAGGUGUCUGAGGAUGCUGGCUAUUCUGGCCACGUGCGCGGAAGGGCGGGCGGCGAUGGCGGUGGAGCCAUCGCUUGCUGCGGCGGUGGUGGAGAGAAUAACGAAGGCGCCCAAGGCUGCGGCGGCGGACGCGGUGGCGGUGCUGUGGAGCUUGUGCUGUUUGUGCGGGAACGUGAAGGUGCGAGAUGACGUGGCAAAGCGCAACGGCGUCGUAGUGGUUUUGUUGGUCAUGCAGAGGGGGUGGGAGGAGCACGUGAGGAGCAUGUGCGUGGAUUUGAUUAAGGUUUUGAAGGGUCCUGCGUGUAAGAACGGGUUGGGGUUGGAACUAGGAUGCUAUGACACCAAAACCACUCAUAUCAAACCUUGUUAA